Messenger RNA from Cheilinus undulatus (humphead wrasse), 5330 nucleotides. It is a transcript of the gene fam171a1, whose product is annotated as family with sequence similarity 171 member A1. Lineage: Eukaryota; Metazoa; Chordata; Actinopteri; Labriformes; Labridae. Gene Ontology annotation, cellular component: plasma membrane. The transcript is spliced from 9 exons. Gene Ontology annotation, biological process: stress fiber assembly; regulation of cell shape. Bases 270 to 2957 code for a protein of 895 amino acids. The record is from RefSeq and is a predicted model, not a curated record.
UCAGAGAGUGGGGCCGUCUUCCUCCCUGACCCUGGGCUAUCGAUGAAAAAACCAACGGAGCGGUAAAAGGGGCUGGGGAUGCACAACAGGACGGAGGAACCACGGCUUCAGAGGCAAAAACCAGGAGUGCUGAUGCUGCUAAACAUGGAGCGUCGCCUCUGUUGCGAAGUAAAGCUUGUGUGCUCUGAUGUGGGCACUCAGUGAGUUAAACGAAGACAAACAUUGACCUUUAUUUCGUUUUUAUUUAACCGUGGAUACAAACAUCUGCAAUGAUGCGGACUGGAGAAGGGAGAGGAACCUCAGCGAUUGUUCUCUGCCUUUUGGGAUACCUUUUCUCUAAAGCAGUCGCGAAAACACUACCAGAGGACACAGCAACGCAAGAGGUGACUCUGAAGGUUCACCUGAGCGAUGCCAGCACCCAGCAGCCCAUGGGAGGAGCCACCAUACAGCUCUUUGCCAACCAAACGGCGGUAGCCACGGAAACCUCAUCGGCUGAUGGCAACGCCUACCUGCACUUCCCCUAUCGCCUUGGGAUGCCAUUGGUCGUCACUGCAACCAAACAGGGAUAUGUGCCAAACUCUGUGCCCUGGACUCCCUCCAGAUUACCUGUGUUUUCCUCUCUCAGCCUGGACCUACUACCAGAAAGAGCUGCUACUCUGAUGGUGUAUGAAGACGUGGUGGAGAUUGUUUCAGGCUUACAAGGCUUCCGGCGUCAGCCCAGUGUGCACUUCCAGCGCAGAGCCCUGAGUCUUCCUUCAAACACAUCCUACGCAAACCUCACUGCUCUGUUCACCGUGACCAGCUCCCCCCUGCACAUUCAGCACUUUCCCCACCUGCAGGUCCUUGGUGGCAACGGCACAGGAGCAGAGAAGAAGUUCGAGCUAACUCCUGUGGCAGCCAUCUCUGUUCACUUAUUGGCCAGCGACGGAUCUGAGCUGCAGGUGAUUGAGCCAAUCACGGUCUCUGUCCCCCUGCUGGAUGACAGCGGCCUCAAAGAAAAUGAUCACAUCCCUGCUUGGAGAUUUGACCCUCGCUUGGGUGCCUGGAUAAAAAGCAGCUGGGGUCAUGUGCAGCGGGAGGGAAGUCAACUCAUUCUAACCUACAUUGCUCCUCAGCUGGGAUAUUGGGUGGCUGCCAUGUCACCACUACACUCAGGUCCAGUGGUUGCAAAGGACAUCAGCACAUACCACACUGUGUUUUUGUUGGCUAUACUGGGAGGAAUGGCCCUCAUCCUCCUCUGCCUGCUCUGCCUUCUGUUGUACUACUGCAGACGUCGCUGUUUAAAGCCGCGAGGGUCUCACAGAAAGCUCACCCUGUCCUCUGGUGUGGACAGCAGUAAGAGGGACCAAGCCACCUCCAUGUCUCACCUGAACCUCAUCAGCAAUGAGGUGCCAUUGGAGCUUGUUUCCACUGCGACUGAGCCUGACAUGACCACGCCAAUGCUGAAGCCUUUCUCGUACGAGCACCAAGACAAUCAGCGUCAACGCGGUGUAAUCCAUCACAGCAAACACAGCAGCUCCUCUCUUGGCAACAACAGUCACCACGGCUCUUCCCUUGGCAACCUGACACCUCGCAGCAGAGACUACAGACAGUCUGCGGAGACGUUCCAGUUAAAGUCUGCGCUUUCAUCAGGAACAGAAAGGGGCUACCGUCAAUCAUACACCUCUGUCUACUCGUCCACUAACCCUGUUUCAGAACCACUUUCAUCUGCCAAUCAAGCUCCGUUGUCAGCUAACCAGCUGAGCAGAGGGCAUGUUGACUGCAUCUCCCCCUCCUCUCCUCCUCACUCCCCCAGUAGAGGGGAGGGAUGUGAGUGCAGAGCUCCUGACUACCUUCUGUCCCGCUCUGUGGACCACUUGGAGCGUCCCAGCCCCCCGCUGCUCUCUCAGACUGGCCAGCUUCUCUGCUGCGGCUCUGUGGACCUCCUGAGUGGAGGAGAGGGCUACCCGAGGGUGCGCCCCACCCUGGUGAUCCCAGCACACUACAUGCGACUGCCUGGGGAGCACCCACUGUCUGGUCAGGCUCUUCUGCUGCAGACCGAUCAGCAGAGCGAGUUGGAGACCAUCCAGGCUGAGCUCAAUGCUUCACAUUCCCAGCAGCCCUUGGGGCAAACUCCAACAGACUGUACCCCAGCCCCCACCAAGCAGGGUGAUGGAGAAGGUCCCAGUCUGUCAGAGUCUCUGUCAAUUCCCACAGCGCUUGGGGAAACUGCUCUGGUGGAAAUUAACAGCGAGGACACAUUGUUGGCUGAAAAGACUCUGAUGGAACUCAGGGGAGGGAAGCCUCUGCCUCACCCGAGAGCCUGGUUUGUCUCACUAGAUGGACGCUCAAACGCCCACAUUCGCCACUCCUAUAUAGACCUCCAGCGAGCAGGGUGCCACAACAGCGCGCCAAGUGGAGGAGUUCAGCAAGUUAACAGCAGUGGUGGAAGACGUGGCAAUGGAAACGAUGCCAGUCUGGACUCGGGUGUGGACCUAAAUGAGCCAAGAGCAGGCCGCAGGGUGAGAGACGGAGAGCGUGAAGAGAGGGAAAUUGAGAAAGACAGGUCAAAGGGCACAAUGCCGGCAAUGGCUUACACUCAGCUGGUGUAUGUGGACGAUCUGGAUGUGGGGGGCAGCGAGGAGGAGACACCUAAAUGCAGCCCUCAGGACAGUCAAAUAGAACCCACCCUGUCAAACAAAGCAGAGAGACAGAGAGAGGAUCAGGGACAGGAGGAUGAGCAGGGAAAGAACACAGAGGGAGUGGAAAUACAAGAGGAGCCGCCAUCGCUUUCUUCCUCAUCGCCAGCCUCUCCUCCUCCCCUGCCAACACCAGAUGGAGAGACUUUCAGGACUGAUGGUGCGCUGCUCUCUGUGUCUCCCGAUGACGAUGCAGGACAUGAGGAUGGAGAGGAGGAGAAGAAGAGUCCGUGGCAGAGACGAGAGGAGAGACCCCUGCUGGCCUUCAAUAUGAAAUGAUCCCAAAUAGAGCAGUACAGGGAUAGAUUCCCAGUGUUUCCAACACAUGCAGUGUUUUUGGUGGCUUUAAAUGAUCCUCGUGUGCAAACUGGCUAAUAACUAAUGCAAAUUAUCAGAGUGAGAAAAUGAGUCCUCAUUAUGUGCAAAAACAUGUGUCCUAAGUUUAAAGCCAAAUAGAAGCUCAGGCGGUCCUAAGAAUCUUCCAAAUGCGACUCAGUUUAGAAGCUUAUACAAGCAAACAAGGUACUUUAUCAGUCUCGAUAUAAAACAAUCUUAAUAAAAACAACAUAAAUUGUAAAAAUCUUCUGAGUUAUUUUCAAUCCAAUAUUCUGUACAUGAAAUCAAAUGUAUAGCUGCAAAGAGGUCUUUCAUUUGAAUUGCAUAAAUUAAUCAGGGAUAACUCUAAAUCUAGUCUCAUUUACUUGCAUAAAGUAAUGGAUUUUACACUUAGAAAGACUAUUAAGGCUUAAAACUUAAAACAAAGUUGUCGGCCCAAUUAGAUUAUUGAAGAUUUGAACAAUCCUCACAUCUCGAGACUUUUCCACAUUUUAUGUUAUAUCCAUUGAAGGAAUUGAUCCAACCAUUGCUGCACAGGAGGAAAAGUUAAAGCCAUCAUCACUGUUCGCUUGAGAUAGAUGUAAGAAAAUGAGAACCUGUCCUGUUACCUUGAUUUCCACUGCCCAGACCAUAACAUGAAGGAAAUGAAAGCCCUUAGUUUUUUGUAACAUAGCACUGAGAGAAUAUUUCAGCACUGGGAUCUCUUUAAGUCAGGAACAUGAAGGUGUAAAAUCUACAUGAACUUCCAGGGCUCUGUUUGACACUACCACUUACUUAAAGCUCUUCACGCUCAGUGAACACUUUGGUCUGGGGAAACAAAUGAACUGGCAAAAGAAGAUAUUUUAUGCACAACAAUAAUAUGCCUUUUUUUUUUAAUAAAUGGUCUUGUAAGCGUAGAAGAACUGAAGUAGGAACAGCUGAUGAGUUUCUCUCACAAAUGAAAGACUUCAGGAACCUUUUCUCUUGAGCCAUAUUGGUCUCACUCCGCUGACUGAAACACUACAUUUCCUUAAAGUGAGACUAUCAACAUUAUGGAGGCCGCUAACUGAUCUUUAGGAUUGUGUAGCAUCUGUGCAAAUAUGGCAAGUGAUUUGACUUUGGGGGAAAUUCAAUUUCUCAAAGGGUGUUUGUACACAUGAAGCAGCCCUGAUAUAUCAAGUAUGUUGCUAAAAUGUAGAAGGCUGUAUUUAAUAAAACCACUAUCUGCACUGCAACAUAAUCAGAUAAUGUGACACACCGCCGUGCUGGUGCGUAAGGAUGUAAUGCCACUACAAACUAGUUCAACCCAAGAUAUUGUGAGGUGUACUAAUAUGAAGUGUUUUGUAUUUGUUGAACCACUGACUUGCAAAUUUUUGCUCUGAAGGCUAUGCAUUACUUUUAUAUGGCUGCUUAAAAUGCCUUUUUUUGUUAUUUUAUUUACUAUGAUUUUAUUUGCCAACAUAAAGUAUUUUACCCUUAAAUAGGCUAUUUUGUUUUCUUCAUAUAUGUUAAGGGCUUCUCUUCUUCUUUCUGCCUUAUUGUUGGGGCUAAUAAAAGCAAACUCAUACUCUUACUUUUUCCGGAAACCAAACUGUUUUGCAUGUUUUUUUUAGUUUCUUAUGUCCCAAGUGCCUUUGAACAACCCGACUUUCAUGCAAAAUUUGUGGAAGAGAUAACUUAUUUUUCACCUGCUCUUGCCUUCAGCUUCCCUCCUCUACCUCAGCUCCCCUUUUCUCUUCCACUGGUGAAAGAAAGCAUGCAGUACACUUUCCUCAGCACUAGCUUGUUACAAGCUACACUGCAGACAACUCAGAAAAUGCCUACCAGCUGCUGCAACCAUAAAAUUCCUCUACAGCAAUCAGCAGGGCAACAAUCUCUUUUUGAAAGAGCAGAUGAGGUUUUAUUGAUAUUUCCAGUGUAGUAUGGGAUAGAUAAAGCUAAGUUCGCUUUCUAUGUGAAGCUAAACUGCAGGUCAUUUUGUUGCAUUUUUGUGUUUUUUGAUGAGUAAGGGUGAAUGUCUGUCUCAAAUGUGUUUAUGUGCGCCUGUUUGGUGGCAGUAUUCUGCAAUACUGCUGUCAGUAAUUAUCAACAUUUGUCAAUACAAGGUUCAUAUAGUGGUAGCAAUCAUAUUAUCAUCACUGUGUAUAUUUCUUUCUUUUACCUCUACCUGGUCAAACCGAUGUGUGAGUUGGUGUUGUGAAUGGCCUCUUUUCUUUUAGUAUCCAACAGCAACUUCCAGUUUUAGAGUGGAGUUGCAGUUCAGCAUCCCAAGUAUGUAACUUGGUUGCUUGCAUUAUAUUUGAAGCCUAUAAUUCUAAAUAAAAAUCCAAACUGGAA